Messenger RNA from Beta vulgaris subsp. vulgaris (sugar beet), 1891 nucleotides. RefSeq names its product adenosylhomocysteinase. Gene Ontology annotation, molecular function: adenosylhomocysteinase activity. Lineage: Eukaryota; Viridiplantae; Streptophyta; Magnoliopsida; Caryophyllales; Amaranthaceae. Bases 109 to 1572 code for a protein of 487 amino acids. Gene Ontology annotation, cellular component: cytosol. The record is from RefSeq and is a predicted model, not a curated record. Gene Ontology annotation, biological process: L-methionine cycle. The transcript is spliced from 3 exons.
CCUCGCUUCACCCCUUUCUCUCUUCUUUUCUUGUGUUGUUUUACUCUCUUUCUUCUCUCUCUGGCUCCAUCAAGUUCUGUUCUUGAAAGAGAGAGAAAAAGAGCAAAAAUGGCGACAUCUUUAUCCGUGGAGAAGACCACCUCUGGUCGUGAAUACAAGGUUAAAGACAUGUCUCAGGCUGAUUUUGGUCGUCUCGAAAUCGAGUUAGCCGAAGUUGAAAUGCCUGGACUUGUCUCUUGUCGUACUGAGUUUGGUCCUUCUCAACCUUUUAAAGGUGCUAAAAUUACUGGAUCUCUUCAUAUGACUAUUCAAACUGCUGUUCUUAUUGAAACUCUUACUGCUCUUGGUGCUGAAGUUCGUUGGUGUUCUUGCAACAUCUUCUCUACUCAGGACCAUGCUGCUGCUGCCAUUGCUAGGGACAGUGCAGCUGUGUUUGCCUGGAAGGGUGAGACCCUUCAAGAGUACUGGUGGUGCACAGAGAGAGCUCUUGACUGGGGUCCUGGUGGCGGUCCCGACCUCAUCGUUGAUGACGGUGGUGACGCUACCUUGUUGAUCCACGAGGGAGUUAAGGCCGAGGAGGAGUUUGAGAAGAGCGGCAAGAUUCCCGACCCAACCUCCACUGACAAUGUCGAGUUCCAGCUCGUAUUGGGUCUCAUCAAGGAGAGUUUGAAGGUUGACCCUAAGAGGUACCACAAGAUGAAGGAGAGAUUGGUUGGUGUUUCCGAGGAGACCACCACCGGUGUUAAGAGGCUUUACCAGAUGCAGGCUAACGGCACCUUGUUGUUCCCUGCCAUCAACGUUAACGACUCUGUCACUAAGAGCAAGUUUGACAACUUGUACGGAUGCCGCCACUCCCUCCCUGAUGGUUUGAUGAGAGCCACUGAUGUCAUGAUUGCCGGCAAGGUCGGUGUUGUCUGUGGAUACGGAGAUGUUGGAAAGGGUUGUGCUCUUGCCUUGAAGGCUGCUGGUGCUCGUGUGAUCGUGACUGAGAUUGACCCUAUCUGUGCUCUCCAAGCUCUUAUGGAAGGUUUCCAGAUCUUGACCUUGGAAGAUGUGCUUGCUGAGGGUGACAUCUUUGUCACCACCACCGGUAACAAGGACAUUAUCAUGGUCGACCACAUGAAGAAGAUGAAGAACAACGCCAUUGUUUGCAACAUUGGUCACUUUGACAAUGAGAUUGACAUGCACGGGCUCGAGACCUACCCAGGAAUCAAGAGGAUCACCAUCAAGCCCCAAACUGACCGUUUCGUCUUCCCUGAAACUAAAUCAGGUGUCAUCAUCCUGGCUGAGGGUCGUCUCAUGAACUUGGGUUGUGCCACUGGUCACCCUAGCUUUGUCAUGUCAUGCUCAUUCACCAAUCAAGUUAUUGCUCAGCUUGAGUUGUGGAAUGAGAAGGCAUCCGGCAAAUAUGAGAAGAAGGUCUACGUGUUGCCCAAGCACCUUGAUGAGAAGGUUGCUGCCCUUCACCUUAACAAGCUCGGUGCUAAGCUCACCAAGCUCACCAAGGAUCAGUCCGACUACCUCAGCAUACCUGUUGAGGGUCCUUACAAGCCAGCUCACUACAGGUAUUGAAGUGAGAAUUUGCAGAGAUCGGCUUAUUGGAUCAUCCAAGAGGAGAGGGACAGUGUUCUUCCUUAUCGUAAUUCGCUUAGGAUUGUUAGUUUUUUGUGCUUUUCUUUGAUGUUGGGAAGGAUGGAAUGGACAAAGUUUAUAUCAAAGUGUGUUUGAUUCAAGUCCAAGAACGGGUUUUGAAUAAAGAUGAUGAUUGUCGUAGGCGUAUAGUAUGUUUGUAAUUCACUCACUAGACUUGCUGCUUUCGUGCAUUUUGGUGAGUCUGGUUAUAGUUUUUCAGUCAAUGAAGAGGAAUGAAUGUUGUCAUUUCAGUUACAAA